GCCCCGUUUCGCAGUCAUAGCAAGGGAGAAGAGAUCUGACUUCAUACGCAGGCGUUUUCCAACGAAGCCAAUCUUACCAGGAAGCACAGUAUGUCUCGCCAGCGCGACCGCUCCCGGCUGCGGUACCGCUCUGAAUCUCGCUCGCUGCUUCGCACGGCGUCCACGGCUUCGUUUGGCGAUGACCUGGAAAACCGCACACCCCGUGCUGCAUCCAUCGACCGAGCCGGCACCCACAGAUCCAUCACCAACAUCCACAGCCACAACCUUUCGCACGCCCACCCACAUAACGCACAGCCAGCCCAGCAGAAGCGCAAACGGGCCAAACCGAAGCAGAGAGAUGAGUUUCAUGAGAUUUAUGGGAGCGAUGCGGACCGUGAUGAGGAGGGCCGGUGGGCUGAGAGUGCAUUUAAGAAACUGAAAGAAAAGGCAGAAGUGGAGACCAUCACGACGUAUGUGCUCCGAAAGGGGAAAGAGCCAGCAGUCCUACCAGGUUUGAUCGACCGACUGCUAUUUCAUCCCGACUAUGUAUCGCCCUCUGCAGGGGUUUCACCCGGGGCACAAGCGGGAGCGAGGAAUCGGGGUCAACGGACCCCAGCAUUCCUUGCAGACGCCGGGCUGUAUGUCCCGGACCCGCCACCAGUAUCGUUGCGGAAUAUGCAGCGGAUGGAGAAGCGAAUCCUGUGCUGUGAGCCGGAUAGCGCCGCACAAUGGUUCACACCCACCCAGACCCUUGCCAUCUCCCCCAUUCCUCUCAGCACCGUCCCUCGCCGGCCCUUCCGCGACCCCAUCCCCAUCCUCAACCAAUGGUCCCAAGGCAUUAAAACCCACCCCGUCGACAUCGAAACCCCCUCCUCCUCCUCGGACAUCGACACCCCGGAUCUCCUAAUCCUCCGCACCCCCCUUACCAAGCCCUCCACCUACACGCCGAUAACGCACACCCCAAGCGGCACCUACCUCCUCGUCCUUGAUUUAUGCGCGAUCGAGUUCCGCGAUCACCCGCUUAUGACGGAGGAGAUGGCGCUCGCGAGGAGUGUUGAGAAUGGGGUUAGGGAGCUGAACGGAAGGCGGAAGAGGGGGGUGGUGGAGACGUUGAGUAGGCAGUUAGGCGCGGCGAGGGAGGCGUGGAGGGAGUGGGUUGUUGCGCAUCCCGAGUAUGACAACACUGCCGCGGCUGAUGGCAAUGAGAACCACCCACGCUCAAAAGGGCGGAAACAGAUGUUGAAGGUGCAGAGGGACCUGCAUGCGCGGCGGGUAUUGUUGGAGAAAGUGCGCGCGGUCAGACUGUUGAGAGAUGCCGAGACGCAGACGGAGCGGGAGGUGGAGUUUCGAGUUUUGAGGGAGUGGCAGCGGUUGGGGGAGGUAAGGGCGAAACAGGGAUUUGUAGGGUCGGCGGUGAUGGUGGGGGUGAAAGCAGUGGAGGGGGAUGCUGUGCAGGACAUAGCCCGCCUCCGCACAGAACUCACCAAUGACGUCGAAGAGUUCAUCGACCUGCUCAACCUCGAGGCGCACAUCCUUUCGCAAAAGGCAGCAACGGCGAGCAUAACCGACGCUACAUCUCCAUUAAAACGCCGCGGCUCCACACACGAGCACGUCAAGGACAUCACUGAUGACGCAGCUGCCGCGGCACGGAAAGCCAUUCCUUCCAAAAUCCGGCGGUACGAAGCAGAAGCUACGAAAAGGUUAGAAAGCAGUCACCGCCCUCCCGGCGCCCCGAUAUUUCGGUUCAAGCUUUAUCGCACGGCGAGUAUAACGCCGUUGGCUGAGUGUCCGCUGUACGAGCAAACCCGCCGCACAGCCGCCCCACCGCAGCUGUACCUCCGCCUGCUGUAUAACAAAAAGAUGAUAACGCAGACGGCACCGCAGCCGCUUGACUCGCUUUCGGGGCAGUUUCAUUUUGGUGGGAGUGCGCAAAGUAAAGCGGUGGCUGGGACGCAGGCCGCGGAAAAGAUGGUGGAGACUCAGGUGCAUCGAUUGUGCUUGAGAGUAUCGGAGAUGCCGGAGACAAUUGAGGCUGAAAUUUUGGAGAAGACAAAUUUCGGCGAAAUCCUCUGCGCCAUCGUCCCCAUCCCCAUCCCCCUCUCCACCGAAACCACCCAAGCCCUGGACCGCACCCCCCACUCCCUCGACUUUUCCGGGCACUUCAGCAGCGACGAGCGCUGGACCUCCGGCGUGCUCAAGCUCGGGUGCGCAUGGGGUGCCGACUACCGGGGGCACGUCCAGGGGCCCGGUGGCUACCUCACUUCAACACGGUCCAUCACCUCCGACUGGUCCACCUUCAGCAUCGGGCGAUUGAUGCACCCGACUGCCGGGUUGGAUCUGUGGAAAUUGUUGGAGUGGACGCAGGGCUUGGUGGUUGAUCCGAAUAAUCCGGCGAAUUUUGAGGUGUUUCGAUUGCAGAGGUUGUUGGGGGCUGCGGCGGCGGCGGGCAGUGGGGCGACGGGCGAUGUGUUGGGGGGGUAUGCGGCGAGGAAGUAUUGUCGGUUGGCGAUUCCGGGGUGGAUGAGGAUGGCGGCGUUUAGUGUUGCUAGAGACGAAGACUUCACCACCAAACGCCUAACCCUCCUCCAAAAACGCGCCCUCAUCCGCCCCGAAAGCGACGAGUCUUCUCAAUCCCUCAUCGCCAUCCCCCUGUUCGACCACGAAAUCACCGAUACGCUCCUGGACGAGUUUUCCCCCAAAGAUGAUCCGCUCCGACUCUCCACAUCCACACCGACACCCGCACCAACCACCCUCUCCCACCGCUCCUCCGCCAUGUCCCUCCUCAGCCCCGCCGCCGACCCACCUCCACUCACCAGCGUCGAACAACCUUUCCUGCGGCGCUUACGGCGCCACCACCUUCUACGUAGCAGCUACAAGCCGCGCGCAAAAGGGCAUGACGACUAUAUACGGGAGGUGAAGAUGCCCCCGCGGCCGCAGACGACGUUCUUCAUGAUGGACUGGUUGCGGCCGCAUAGACCGUUGAGGCCGGCAAGGGAUGCGGUGAAGAGGGAGAGGGUUGAGGCGGUGCCGGAGGGGGGUUGUCGGAUCUUGGUGCAUGUCCGAAUCAACGUACUACAGCAAGACAAAGCCCCUCUGAUAGAUCCAUCAUCUCGCAUCACACAGGUUGUCCGCCCAUACGUGCGAAUCGGAUUUCAAGACAGCCAGGCACGCACGUCGACGGAGGAAGGCCCCAACCCGCAAUGGAACGACACGCUCACCGUGGACGUGACAUUCGGGUCGGGCGGGUUGAGAGGGGCGUCUGCUCUGGACGUUGAAGCAGAGGACUUACGCAUCGAUGUGUUUGAUGAGGUUGUUGUUGAUAUGACCGAGGCAGAGCAAAGCGCAAACCUUACCUACGAACGCAAAGGCCGCGCCUGGCUCGGCAGCCUCCGCAUUCCCUUCGCCACCCUCCGCUCCCAAACCCGCAUAGCCGGCGAAUUCCCCCUCCACGUCUCCCCCGCCCUCAUCGCCUACGAGUACCCCACCACAACCACCUCCAGAACCCCAUCCAAUCCCAUCUCUUUCCUCCAUCUCUUCAUAACCCUCGACCCCCUCCUCGCCCCGCUCCCACAAGCCCCGCUCGACUUCCAGUCCUUGGAAGACCCCGCGACCCUCCGCCGCACAUCAAGUUUCAUGCGCAGCUUACCCCGGCACGCACGACCACGGAUGGCUUCUACGCCAUUGAGUGUGAAUACAGUCUCCGGGCACACGGCGCUCAUCACCCGCUUCAUCCGCCCACAGAAACCGCCCGCGGGCUUCGAAGCGGUAACCCCCGGCGCACUACUACGGUUCGUGUCGCUGAUCCCGCGGGUUGACGCGACGCUGAUGUACGCGCACCCGAUGUGGGCGACCUCGGACCAGAUGUUGUCGGUGGGGGCUGGUGGGCCGGCGGAGCAUGCGGUUCUGUUGUGUAACUAUUUUGGGUGGUGUUUUGGGGAGGUGGUGGCGUUUCUUGUUUUGGGGAGGGAUGUGGUUGGGAAUAGCGCGGCAUGGGUUUUGACGAGAGGUGGGGGUGCGGGGGCGGAACGGGUUGUGUUGUGGGAUCCGGUGGAGGGGAUGACGUGGAAGGUGGAUGAUACGAGGUGUGUGUUGAAGGAGAUAGCUUUGGUGUUUGACCGGACGAAUGUCUGGGCGAACGUGCAAACGUACUCCGACCCACCCCGCAUGCGCUUCGACCUCAUGAUAUCAGCCGACUGGCGCCCGCUCUUCGCCGCAGGGACAAGCGACGUCGGUUUCACCACCUUUCAGUCGGAAGCCCCAUUAUACAAGGCAAUCGACACCAACCGCGCCUCAGAGAUCCAGCUCCGAAUCGAGCGAAGUCUGAUCGACGGGAUAGAGAACUGGCGCGGCACCACCGUUACGCGGUGGAACAGACUCGCCUCCCGCACCCUCGCCACCGCCCUCCCCCUCCUCGAACACCACCUCCUCUCCCUCCCCCUCUCCCCGACCCUCCCCUCCUCCACCACUAUACCACCCUCCCCGCUCGCUACCCUCCCCGACCUAACCCGCCUCCUCAACAUCUACCGCCUCCGGGGCUCCCCUCUCUGGUUCCGGUACACCGACACCGCGACGAUUGUGGACUUCAUCCGGGGGAUGGAAGUGCAUGUGUGUGAAGAUGAUGGGGCGGAGUUUGCGUGUGCUGUGUGGUGUGGGGCGUAUGAGGCGGGGGUUGUGGGAGUUUGGGUUUGGGUGGGGUGUUUGUUCAGGGGACGGUGAUGGGAUGAAGGACAUUUUUGGGUGGAUGUAGAGGACGCCUGGAAGGCUGUUACGUUGAAAGAUUGUGAGAUCCUUGAGCGCUCGUUGUUUGUACAUAAUUGUCAAAAGGAGGAGACGACCAUGGCUCUGUUGCCGAAGAAUCUCGAGCUCGAGGUGGGUUUUUGGAG
Molecule: messenger RNA, 4862 nt
Organism: Fimicolochytrium jonesii
Lineage: Eukaryota; Fungi; Chytridiomycota; Chytridiomycetes; Spizellomycetales; Powellomycetaceae
Exons: 16
Coding region: 91-4695 (1534 amino acids)
Biological process (GO): protein localization to ciliary transition zone; non-motile cilium assembly
Cellular component (GO): ciliary transition zone
Source: RefSeq, a predicted model, not a curated record